AUAGGACUUGGACGCGAUAAGCAUCGUAUAGGAGGAAUUCCCAAUCUUUCCCACCCUUGGAUUCCGAGUACAGCUCCAGCACGUCGUCCGAGUCUUGCAGCAUAUCUAUGUCGGAGCAGAGCACGCGCCGAUCAAUCAACUGCUUACCAUCAGUGACCGAGGAAGAGAAUCGCAAAGCAGAGGACAACAGCCGGGAUCACGCAGAUGGACCUGCCAUGGCUGCUACCUCAAGACGUGCUCGCCGAUGUCCUCCGGUUUGUUCCGCCGCGCAGCCUCGCCGCAUGCCGCUGCGUUUGCAAGGCCCUGCGGAGCACCAUUGACGACCACUGCCUACUACGUGCGGAUCUCCUCCCGCUGUCGGUCGCCGGCAUCUUCAUCAAUUUUAACGACCUCCCUUUGCCGGAAUUUUUCUCCCGUCCCUCGGCGCCGGCGGGGCCCUCAAUCUCCGGUAGAUUCGACUACUUGCCAUCCUCCGGUCUCCGUUUGAUCCGAGAUCACUGCAAUGGCCUCCUCUUAUUCAAGGACUACGUGGCUAACCCUGCCACUCGACAAUGGGAAUCCUUGCCACCGCGUUCGUCAAUGUUUAUGGACGUAGAUGCGGAUUUCACUUAUGAAGACUACCUCGUGUUUGAUCCAACGUUAUCACCCCACUAUGAGGUGUUUGUAAUCCCACGUCUACGUUACAAAAGAGUGAUGAGAGGUUUUCAUGACAACAAUUCAGAGGUGAUGGAGAAAUCUGAAUGGCCUUCGUCUGUGCUCGAUCUGCACGUGUUCUCCUCAAAGUCAGGUUGCUGGGAGGGGAGGGGUUUUAUUCGAGAAGGAAAGGCUGUUGGCACCGUCGCCGAAAUGCGACGGCCACAUUGGAGUUGGGACAAAAAACGAUAUGGCGUAUACUGGCGGGGUGAUCUUUUCGUGCUGUGCGAAGCUGAAUUUACAAUGAGGAUAUCUUUGUCAAAUUGUACAUAUAGAUUAAUUAAGUCGCCGAUGGACACUGAAGUAUGCAGAAAUUCGGGAUUUCAUCUAGGACGGUUGAAAAAAGGGGUGUAUCUUGCAUCUCUUCAUACUGCAUGUCUUCUUAUGGUUUGGGUCCUUGAGGUAGCUCAUGGCCACACGAAUUGGGUACUGAAACAUAACAUUUGUCUUAAAUCUAUACUACAACGUCGAGAUUAUAAAGAACCCGUACUUGGCUCAUGGGUCUUGCAAGAUAUUAACUUUGACGAGGGUGUCAAAUAUUAUAAGGAGCAUAAUGAACAUGCUGGCUACAUGGAAUUUCUAAUGCAGAAGAAAUCUAUAUUGAACUCAUCAUGCAAGGAGGAGCUAUUGGAAGAAGAGUAUGAAUGGGACUCCGAAAAUGAUGAUAUUCUUGACCAGAAAGAUGUGGUUGGCAAUUGUUACCACGGAUGUGUGGGCAUCCUCGGUUUUCAUCCUUAUAAGGAGAUUGUCUUUCUGAAAGUAUCAUUGUACAGGGCACUAGCUUAUCAUUUGAAAGUCUCAAAGGUUCAAGAUCUAGGCUACAUAUACCCGACAAGUUAUUAUGAAGUUAUGUCGAUCGACCGGUUCAUAAGAGAGUCAUUUCUGUACACACCCUGCUGGAUACGACAUGAGAGUUCAAACGGAUGUGGAAAGCCUCUGUUGAAACCCAAUUGAACAUCCUAAUAAAGGCUCGUUCAUUUUUAAGUCUCUGUACUUAUAGCUAUAUUACUUUUGUAGCUUUUACAUAUUUUUUCUGGUUCCAAAAGCAUCUUAUUCAUACGCUAAU
This is a messenger RNA of Triticum aestivum (bread wheat), 1759 nucleotides long. RefSeq lists its product as uncharacterized. The record is from RefSeq and is a predicted model, not a curated record. The transcript is spliced from 2 exons. Gene Ontology annotation, molecular function: protein binding. NCBI's taxonomy places the organism in Eukaryota, Viridiplantae, Streptophyta, Magnoliopsida, Poales, Poaceae. The coding region runs from base 205 to 1647 and encodes 480 amino acids.